GCGAGAGCGUCAUUAGUCAUCCUACACACAAGCUGGCUGGUUUGUACGUGUACCGUUCUUAACGGCCACCUCUACUGCUUCAUGGCAUCGCUUGGGGGGCGUCCAUGGGGCAAGGGCGUGAAGGGUCCGGUGGUGGUGGCUGUGGUGGUGUUGGCGGUUGCUGUAUGGAAGGGUGUAACUUCAUUCCCCGAUAUUCCGCGUGAAGAAGUGGUUCUUGGAGAGCGGCUUGGGAGCGGUGCGUCAGGGGAGGUGUUCGCUGGAGUUUACAGAGGGAGGGACGUUGCAGUAAAGGUUUUCAAGGCAGAUAUCGGUCCUGACGGCAAUGCUCGUGACGAGCUGGACGUGGCCCUGACUGUCGACCACCCUAACCUCACAAAGUCGCUGGGGGUAGUCCACGCCUCCAGCAUCAAGCCGUCGGGUGGCAGCAUCAGCAGAUCAGAAUCGGAGGUUGCCGCCGCCGCCGGUGGAGUUCCCGAAGGUGCAGGUGGCGGCGGGGGCGUGGGCGGGGGUGACGAGAUUGAGAAUCUGCGGUGGCUGGUCAUGGAGAGGGUGGUGGGGAGGCCGCUGGCGGAGAAGCCGGACUUCAGCAGCGUGCUUCGGUGUCGGUGGGGAUCCGGCAGAAGGUUCGAGCCCGUCUUGGUGCUGGCGGUGCUUCUGCAGGUGGCGAGGGCCAUGUCCUACCUCCACGAGAAGGCCAUCUGCCACGGCGAUCUCUACGCCCACAAUGUCCUAGUGGACGGAGAGACCGGCGCGGCCGUCCUUUGCGACUUCGGCGCCAGCUUCUUCUACCCCACCGACAGGCAGCACGACUGCUCCAUGCUGGAAGGGACCGAGGUCCGCGCCUUCGGGCUUAUGUCGAGGGACAUGGCGUGCCGUAGCGCAGGGUGCGAGUGGAUUCUUCAGGACUUGGUCCCGUCCUGCCUUCAGUCGGACGCCAGCCACCGCCCGUCUUUCCACGAGAUCAUCAACCAGCUGCACGCGGAGCUGAUGCAGAGCGUGGAGCCGUCGUCGCCGAUGGUAACCAGUGCCAAGUCGCUCCACAGCCUGCUCGACAGGCCCGACAUCGCCGCGGAGCGCGUGCGCGUGCUCAGCCAGGAACGACGCCAGGACCCUUCCUCGUCUUCCUUCUCUAGGGGGGGGGACGCAAAAUCAUUGUCAAGGGGGGGCGGCGACGCGAGAAACGGCAGUAGCUACAGCAGCAGCAGCGGCGGCGGCGGCGGCGGCGUCAGCACCAACACUAGCACUGUCGACUCGAUCGGCGGAGGGGGCACCGCAGAGGGCGGCGGCGUUGCCGGGUACCCCAGGGGGGGGGCGGGCGGGAGGGGGGGGGGCGGGGGGGCCCGCGGGAGGCCGCUUGUCAGUCUGGGAGAGGUGAUGGAGGGCACUGCUGAUGACGAGGGGGAAGACAACGACAACGAGGAGGGAGAAGGGGAGGGAGAGAAGGAAACAUCACUGCCGCCGGGGGAGAAGGAAGCGUCUGUUGCAGUGGGGGCAGUGGGACAAGGGGCUCCGGCGACCGGCAAGGUGCAACUCGUGUCCGCCAAGUGACCGAAACUAGCUGCCACCGCCGACAGCCGAGCAAGUUGCAUUGAUGGCGAUGGAUGGUGGCUUUGUUGAGACCAUCUCCCGCCCCACUCCUUUGUAUUUUUGUUUUGGCUGCCUUUCGCGGCGGGCGGUAAGCGUCGGCGACUCUUUUUAUGUUUAGCACAGCGGUUCGGCUGCGGCAACACGGCAGCGUGUUCGCAUCGGGUCCAUCUGCGAGGGCAGUCCGCGGGUGCACACCCUCCAUCGGUGAUCAGCGUCCAAUUGUGGCGGUGACGGGGAUUGCUUAUUCGUAAGAGGCGGAGGGGAUGGGGAAGGGCAGCAUCUUCCCGAGAAGACGGGCGGGAUAUGCGGCAUCGGGCUCGUGGGAGGCAAUUGGUGCAGUGACCUCUCACCCUGCAGUGCCUUCCCACCCUGUAGUGCCCUCUCACCCUCUCCUUAUGCGUCGAAGGGCCCUGUAUCUCGUGAGGUGUGAUCAACGCGGUGGUUGAUGCAUGAUUGUUGAGCUCUUCGAGUGUUGUAAUAUGAGCCAAGCAGUUGCCUGACGAGUACUAGUUGCUGCAUGUUGGAAGAGGUCUCGAGUUGGAAUUUGAAGAAAUCUGGCAGGAGUGGACGCGGGCCCGGUUUUGCUGCAAAGUCGUUCGGUGGCACACCGCGACAUGAUAAGAAUCUUUUCGACCAGAGGUUCGUGUGUUUGCGGGGUCAUUUUUCCGCUGGGCCGCAUAGAUGCACCCCGCGCGUACUGGGCAAGGGAAAGCAUGCCCUGUGUGACAGCCCUUGUGUGACUGACGGCUCCUCUCUUGGGCAAUGACGGUUGAGCCGGGGAGGGUACUUUUUUUUUUUUUCCGGAGGCAGCGUCUACUGUCUAUUCGUGUCCGGCAUUGCUUUUUAGUGAAUGGCUUCUUUAGUAAGGUAUAUCCAGAAAAAAAAAACGAAUCAACGUCAUAAUCGUUUACCGCUUCACGCACGCAUGUUGCCGCCGCCGCCGCCGCCGCCGCCUGUUCUUACGGCUCAAGUUCUAACGAAGACGACGAAGAGGUAUGGGCGCUCCCCCCCCAACCAACCGCGAUCAAAACUUCGAUCCACACAAGCCCCGGUAGUGUUCAGUACGGUAGUAAUCGUAAUAACUUUGGGAUCAAUUGCUUCAGGCGAGGGUGCGAUUAAGACGGAUUAUGUUUUGGAGGGGCGGGAGGGCAGGUCAUACCUCAUGGCAGAGAGCGAUGGGGAUCAGAACUGUUGGGGGCGGGAGGAGACAGGAACUGUCGGCGCCUUUGCAGCGUAACUGCAGUAUGUUGGAAUCUAUCGCGUGCGUAUCGCGAGAAGAUCCACGUGCUCAACAAGAUGGGUAAAUGGAGAGUCCAACCUACACGUAGAAGAUGGAUGUGCCCAACAUGAUGGGUAGAGGAGAACCGGCCUGUGCAUGUAGAGCCGCAUUACUCUUGUUGGGAUCAGAACGUGAGACAGACACGGCAGAGCGAGUGGACGCGGAAGAAGAUUCCGCGUGGUCGUGACGGGGGGGGCUGUUGAUUGUGCUGAGUUGGUUUGGAGCCCUUUUUUCGUUCCCGUGUUGUGUAAUUUGGUUGUGUAUCCAUCCAGAAAGAAGAGCGUGUUCGUCGAUAGCACGCCGUACAACAAUCGUGCGUCUCGCCCUCUGCCGAUGGGCAGGAAGGGAACGACGAAGCGGUGCAUCAGCCGCAAGUAUGUGCACGUAUUUCUUCAACGCUUGGUUGUCAGAAGUUGUGCGCACCCACUCGGCGGGGAAAAAUGAAGAGGUCGCAAAUGUGUUGUGUGAUAAUUUGUCGUCCUUGUUCUCGCUACUUUAUUUUUCUAGUUUUCAUGCUGUGUUUUUUGGGUUCCUGUCUGCUCAUCGGGCAUCUUCGUGGUGUCUGUCUAUCUUGAUUGUUACCCGCUGAAAAAUCGAAAGCUUCAGACAGGCAACGCGACGAUACUCGUCGAGUUGCCAUACGUAAUAUUGUACGGAGUCUCGAGAAGGACACUCGUGCUAUGAAACAUUCAUGUAGACUGUGUUUCAGCUGCUGCUGUGUUGGUAGAAGGCAUUCAAUGAAGAAGCGCAGACAUGUGGUGAAUGCAAACAAUAAUUAUUUUUACAACGGUGAGAAAGUUGUUCUACGGAAGAUUUAUCCACGAAGGAGUGACUUCUUUUGUGUCCACUCGAAUGACGUUGGUUCUUUCUGCUCCUGGUAUGUGUCGUAUGCGGAGCUACCUUCAAGAACCAAGGGGAGUGACAGUUUAGAUAUGACAGAUGGAAUGAACACGGUGGCCAGGAGUGAAGAAACAGGGUCGAACAGUUGCUGGUGGUUCAGAGGACAGUGAUAUCGUGCAGAACGACCCUGGCGUGGUCGAGGGUGUAACACGGAGCAACAGUCAAAGCGACGAGACCUACAAGAUGAAAUCCCCGCCUGCGUUUCCGUCCCAAGAGCGUGACAGU
This is a messenger RNA of Ectocarpus sp. CCAP 1310/34, 3991 nucleotides long. The record is from the annotation of a GenBank genome assembly. NCBI's taxonomy places the organism in Eukaryota, Phaeophyceae, Ectocarpales, Ectocarpaceae.